Phaeodactylum tricornutum CCAP 1055/1 is the source of this 1065-nucleotide messenger RNA. RefSeq lists its product with no specific name. The record is from RefSeq and is a predicted model, not a curated record. The transcript has a single exon. The coding region runs from base 1 to 1065 and encodes 354 amino acids. Lineage: Eukaryota; Bacillariophyta; Bacillariophyceae; Surirellales; Neidiaceae.
AUGGCUAUCAAGUUACGAAGUCGACCACGAAUCGCUUGUCUUUUGUGCGUGCUUUUGUCUUUGUUGGCAAAUGGGCUUGGCUUUGCAGCAAAGAGUUCUUCGGAGAUGAAUACGAAUCACAGCGGCCUCGAGACAGUCUCGAGACGGGAAAAGGAAGAAUCGUCCAUAUCGGUAGCGUUUCUAGGCAAUUCUAUUUUGUACUUUAACGAUUGUCCUCGUUUGGUGCAACGUAUGCUCGAGCAUUCCGGGAGAUACAGCUCGGUACAACAAGAUUCCUGUUUGCGAGGCGGCGCGUCGCUGCCGUCGUUAUGGGAGGAAGGGAACGGCAUGACGAGUAAGUUUCGCACACCGGCCGCCCAGCGCAACGACGGUACCUUUGAUACCGGAGCGCCUAUGGUGUCGGCCUUGUUCGGGGAAGAGAUGGAAUGGGAUUUUGUGGUCAUGAACGAUUAUACGCAGGCACCAGCGCGAGAUUCCAAUCGACGGCGGACGCUGGAAGUACUACGCAAGCACUAUGCGCCGCUCUUUCAGAAAUCCAACGUCGUCCCUGUAUUUUUGCAAACAUUCGCCUACAAAGUUCCCAAUAUGAACGGUAGCGAAGAUUUAGGUGGUGUGGAUAGUUUUACGGACAAAGUCCUGGAGGGGUAUCAGAUUUACCAAGAGUUACUAGAGACUUUGCUGGGGCGCGAAUGCCGGGUCGCCCCAGUGGGAGAAGCAUUCCGGGUUCUGUACCACGAGCACCGCGUGCUUUGGGAAAAACUGUACAGCUGGGACGACUUUCAUCCGAGUCCGCACGGGACCUGGUUGGAAGCUUGCGUCAUCUACUGUACGGUAACAGGAGAAGCUCCGCCCGCGUAUACCGAUCUGGAUUCGUGGUGGAAUCAGGCUCGCUAUCUGCAGCCCCCCUCGCAGGAGCCCAUGCCGCGACCAACGGUUGGCGAAGCGAACGAAUUGCGAUUACUAGCUUGCCGAAUCUGCCAAGUUAUGGAGUGUAAUCCGACAGAUCCCUUUACCGGUGGGGCAAACAUGAUUUCCGACGGCGAAUUGCGCCCUUUCAAACUGUAA